GUGCGCGACUCGGUGACGCAAACUAUUCACAUGCAUUGAUCAGUGAUCAGCGCGCGGCACAGCCUGCACAGACCCUCAUGACGUCAGCUCGGAGGAUUCUGGGAUGGCCUCUUGGAGGUUUUUGGGAGCGGUCCAACAUAUGGUACAGCAUGUGCCGCGCGCUGCUCCCCCUGCGGCGUGCGGAGCGGCGCGCGGGGGGGAGCUGUGUUCCUCCGCUGUACCCAGUCCGGGGGGACAGGGAGAGGAACCGUCCGGAGAGAGGAGGAGAGGAGCGGGCUGAAGGACGCUGCCCUGUGCAGGGGGGUCUGUGCAGGUUUAUUUUGGGGAGGGGGUUGGGGGGGGUAGUCGUGUGACGCGGAGCAGCGACCCACGUGUCCUCUUGGUCUCUGCGUUAAGAAACAAAUGGAGACCGAGCAGCAGCAGAGACGGCAGAACGGGAACCCGGUGCGGGGGAGGCGGCGGGUCCGCUGCGAGAGCACAGCAUCAGUGCCCCAGUUCACCAACUCCCCCACCAUGAUCGUGAUGGUGGGACUCCCGGCGAGAGGGAAGACCUACAUCUCUAAAAAGCUCACCAGAUACCUGAACUGGAUCGGCGUCACGACUAAAGUGUUCAACGUGGGUCAGUACCGGAGGGACGCCACACGCUCCUACAACAGCUUCGAGUUCUUCAGACCCGACAACACGGAGGCCAUGAAGAUCCGCAAGGCCUGUGCCAUCGCUGCUCUCAAAGACGUGUGUGAGUACUUCAGCAGAGACCUGGGGCAGGUGGUGGUUUUUGACGCCACCAACACGACCCUGGAGCGCAGAGGAGUCAUCUUCAGCUUCGCCAAGGAGAACGGUUACAAGGUGUUCUUCGUGGAGUCGAUAUGCGACGACCCUGAAAUCAUCGCUGAGAACAUUAAGCAAGUGAAGCUGAGCAGUCCGGACUACGUGGGCUGUGACAAAGAGGAAGCUGUGGCCGACUUCCUGAAGAGGAUCGAAUGUUACAAGCAGACCUACGUCCCGCUGGACGACGACAAAGACAGGAACUUAUCCUACAUCAAGAUCUUCAACGUGGGCAGCAGGUACCUGGUGAACCGAGUCCAGGACCACAUCCAGAGCCGGAUAGUCUACUACCUCAUGAACAUCCACGUCACCCCGAGGUCCAUCUACCUGUGCCGGCACGGAGAGAGCGAGCUCAACCUCACGGGGCGCAUCGGGGGAGACUCCGGCCUGUCUCCUAGGGGGGCUCAGUUUGCCAGCGCUCUGGGUACGUACAUGCGAGGGCAGUGCAUCAGUGACCUGAAGGUGUGGACGAGUCACAUGAAGAGGACGAUCCAGACGGCCGAGGCUCUAGGAGUCCAGUACGAACAGUGGAAGGCGCUCAAUGAGAUCGACGCUGGUGUGUGUGAGGAGAUGACGUACGAGGAGAUCCAGGAGCACUUCCCGGAGGAGUUCGCUCUGAGGGACCAGGACAAGUAUCGCUACCGUUACCCCCGAGGAGAGUCAUACGAGGACCUGGUGCAGCGUCUGGAGCCGGUCAUCAUGGAGCUGGAGAGGCAGGAGAACGUGUUGGUCAUCUGUCACCAGGCCGUGAUGAGAUGUCUGCUGGCUUACUUCUUAGACAAGAGUGCAAACGAGCUGCCCUACCUGAAGUGUCCUCUCCACACGGUUCUGAAACUCACCCCAGUCGCCUACGGUUGUAAAGUGGAGUCUGUCUUCCUCCAUAUUGAAGCUGUGAACACGCACAGAGACAAACCAGAGAACGUGGACGUGGACAGAGACCCGGCGGAGGCUCUGGAGACGGUCCCCGACCACAUCUAGACCUGGUUUCCUGUGCUCCUCCCGACCUCAUGGAAGUGGCCUUUUUUUUUUUAUUUAACUAAUCAUCGUGGUCUUUGCUGUGGUCGCUGCGGUGAAGUGGACGGACGUUGUGAUGGACUGUGUGACCCCAGAGGUUUCUUCUUCGUUUAAAAGCACUUUAUAAUGAUGUGAUGAAGAGGCGUCCGUCACCGAGCAGACCACAUGUGGAGAAUCUUAAAGUAGUCACUCAAAUCUCUUCUCCUGUCUCGUCCUUCUGUCUUGAACUAACGGACUAACCAGCGUGAAAUCAUCCUCACAUCCAGAGAGAUUCACUCUCUCUGACGAGCCGCUCUGAGCCGCUCUGAGCCUCUCUGAGCCGCUCUGAGCCUCUCUGAGCCUCUCUGCUCCGCUCUGAGCCGCUCUGCUGCUCUGAGCUGCUCUGCUGCUCUGAGCCACUCUGCUGCUCUGAGCCUCUCUGAGCCACUCUGCUGCUCUGAGCCGCUCUGAGCCACUCUGCUGCUCUGAGCCGCUCUGAGCCGCUCUGCUGCUCUGAGCCGCUCUGAGCCGCUCUGAGCCGCUCUGAGCCGCUCUGCUGCUCUGAGCCGCUCUGAGCCACUCUGAGCCGCUUUGAGCCACUAUUAGCCGCUCUGAGCCACUCUGAGCCGCUCUGUUGCUCUGUCGCUCUGAGCCGCUCUGAGCCACUCUGAGCCGCUUUGAGCCACUCUUAGCCGCUCUGAGCCACUCUGAGCCACUCUGAGCCGCUUUGAGCCACUCUUAGCCGCUCUGAGCCACUCUGAGCCGCUCUGAGCCACUCUGAGCCGCUUUGAGCCACUCUUAGCCGCUCUGAGCCACUCUGAGCCGCUCUGAGCCGCUCUGCUGCUCUGAGCCGCUCUGAGCCGCUCUGAGCCGCUCUGCCACUCUGAGCCGCUCUGAGCCGCUCUGAGCCACUCUGCCGCUCUGAGCCACUCUGCCGCUCUGAGCCGCUCUGAGCCGCUCUGAGCCACUCUGAGCCGCUCUGCCACUCUGAGCCGCUCUGAGCCGCUCUGAGCCGCUCUGAGCCACUCUGCCGCUCUGAGCCACUCUGCUGCUCUGAGCCACUCUGCUGCUCUGAGCCGCUCUGAGCCGCUCUGCUGCUCUGAGCCGCUCUGAGCCGCUCUGAGCCUCUCUGAGCCGCUCUGCUCUGCUCUGAGCCACUCUGCUGCUCUGAGCCGCUCUGAGCCGCUCUGAGCCACUCUGCCGCUCUGAGCCGCUCUGAGCCGCUCUGAGCCGCUCUGCUCCGCUCUGAGCCACUCUGCUGCUCUGAGCCGCUCUGAGCCGCUCUGCUGCUCUGAGCCGCUCUGAGCCGCUCUGAGCCUCUCUGAGCCGCUCUGCUCCGCUCUGAGCCACUCUGCUGCUCUGAGCCGCUCUGAGCCGCUCUGAGCCGCUCUGCUCCGCUCUGAGCCACUCUGCUGCUCUGAGCCGCUCUGAGCCGCUCUGAGCCACUCUGCCGCUCUGAGCCGCUCUGAGCCGCUCUGAGCCGCUCUGCUGCUCUGAGCCUCUCUGAGCCUCUCUGAGCCGCUCUGAGCCGCUCUGAGCCGCUCUGCUGCUCUGUCGCUCUGAUGCUCUGAUGCUCUGAGCCGCUCUGCCGCUCUGUCGCUCUGAUGCUCUGAUGCUCUGAGCCGCUCUGAGCAGCCCUGAGUCUCUCUGCGUCUGCAUUAGUUCACCAUGCCACUGUUCUUAAAGAUGGAUGUGUUUCGAUGGGUAAGGAUGGAGGAGACGAUCCGGCAAACCUCCAACCAUUUAAAGAAGAAGUGGGGGGGACGUUUAACUGCCCCACACCGUGACGUGCCUCAUGAGUGGAAUAAACACAAUACUCUAUGCAGCCUCUGUGGACAGACUUGCUCCGGAGGCAGCCUCAGGCCUCGCUCCGGAGGCAGCCGCAGGCCUCGCUCCGGAGGCAGCUUCAGGCCUCGCUCCGGAGGCAGCCUCAGGCCUCGCUCCGGAGGCAGCCGCAGGCCUCGCUCCGGAGGCAGCCGCAGGCCUCGCUCCGGAGGCAGCCGCAGGCCUCGCUCCGGAGGCAGCCUCAGGCCUCGCUCCGGAGGCAGACGCAGGCCUCGCUCCGGAGGCAGACGCAGGCCUCGCUCUGCAGCGUGUUCUGUCCUUUGGCUUUAACCCACAUCUGUUGUUUCAAAGAGGAACAUGAAGGGGAUCUGGUGCAAUGUGUCAGCGUGUUUGUAAUUAUGGGAUUAUUUAAAGACUGGCUCUCUGACUAGUUUAGAUUCACUAUAAUCAGGUUUACUUUGUUUCAGCUCUGUUGGUGAUCUGAAUCAUGUUUCAUGAAGCUGGCUCGGUUCAGGGCUUCAAAAGAAAGAGGAGGAGUUCUUACUUAUGCAUAAAAUCAACAAAAACAUGCACUUCAUGUGAGAGAAUUAAAACCACAUAACAGCGAGGACACUUGUGGAAUAUUCUGCAAAACAAUCUCAGAACUUGAACAUGCGUGGCGGCAGAAGCCUGAUUUCUAAAGAUCAAGAUGUGACUAAAUAUGAGUAAGCACAUGGCUUUUAUUCUUUUUUAAAUACAUUUUCAAUUCCAACAUUUUCUGCAAGAUAACAGGAAAAAUGAGAGCAUGAAUCUGAGACACUUAAAAAAUGUAAACGCUGACAAAGAGAGCACAAAAGAGAAGUUUAUUAUCUAAUUAUUCAUUAUUAUCUAAUUUAUCUCCAGAAGUUUGGAUCAUCUCUUCUGGGUGAAAUCAAGAUUAAACUAAAUUCAAAUUGUGCUUUUUUUAUUUCCUUUUACAUAACCAGUUUUAUAAGAACUGUUUGAAUCUUGCAGCCAAAGCUUGUUUUUAGAUUUGAGCAGUGAAGCCCUGAAGUUAGUCCUGCAGGUCAGAGUUUGGGAGCCAGCUUCAUGAUACAAAACACCUGAUUACACCUGGAUGUAGCUGCCGUGUGUGUUCUUAAAGUAAACACAGAGAUGUAAAGAUGUUCUGUCCCCUGAGGGAGCAAUGGAAGAAAAAACACGUCUCAGGAGAUCCUUUCGUUUAAUAAAAGGGAUGCCAGCACAUGUAGAUAAACGUAUGUUCGUCUCCACGCAAUGUGAUGUUAGAAUAACGAGCCGUCCCUCCGUCAGUACUUCCUGUCAGAUCUAAACCUGGUGAUCUGUGAACGUGAAGCUGAUCCUGAUCCUGAUCCUGGUCCUGAUCCUGGUCCUGAUCCUAAGCUCUGUGACAUAAACGAAUACAUGCGAGAGAAACGGACGAAGAGGUCGCAUCAAUAAAAGGUUUCUUUACUGAACCUGAACAAUAACUGUUACCUUAAAAUCCAAGCAAUAAAAUAAAAAUGGAUAACACA
Notolabrus celidotus (New Zealand spotty) is the source of this 5114-nucleotide messenger RNA. RefSeq names its product 6-phosphofructo-2-kinase/fructose-2,6-bisphosphatase. Bases 403 to 1803 code for a protein of 466 amino acids. Lineage: Eukaryota; Metazoa; Chordata; Actinopteri; Labriformes; Labridae. The transcript is spliced from 14 exons. The record is from RefSeq and is a predicted model, not a curated record. Gene Ontology annotation, biological process: fructose metabolic process; fructose 2,6-bisphosphate metabolic process. Gene Ontology annotation, cellular component: cytosol; 6-phosphofructo-2-kinase/fructose-2,6-biphosphatase complex. Gene Ontology annotation, molecular function: fructose-2,6-bisphosphate 2-phosphatase activity; 6-phosphofructo-2-kinase activity; ATP binding.